Messenger RNA from Geodia barretti, 5139 nucleotides. The record is from the annotation of a GenBank genome assembly. NCBI's taxonomy places the organism in Eukaryota, Metazoa, Porifera, Demospongiae, Tetractinellida, Geodiidae.
ACAUGAGUUCAGUGUUAAGGGCAAAUAUUAUAGUUGAUCAAUACUGGUAUUGGAGUACAACCAAGUUAUUGCAGUUGGCCCUGUAAAAUUUGGCAAAUAUAAAUAAAGCAGAAACCUGAUUGCAUUAUUGCACUGUGUAGUUCUCUCUCAGCCUUUAUACUGCCACAUUUCCAUUUUAAGGCCUACAGUAACAAGAUGUCUACUGCGGGAUGCAUGUUAAAUGGAGCCAUCACUGCUGUGUAAGUGGUACAGCAACAGUCGUUACAUUCUCAGAGAUGAACUGGCUCCUGGCCUCCCUGGCCAACGUCACACUUCGACCAAUCAGAUCACGAGCUUCAACCUCACUGACCCCUAGCUCCUUGCGGAAUCCCUCCAAACUGGCCUGAUAUGAAGCUGUAAUGAGGACAUCAGCUCCACUCUCUAAGUAGCUCUUGUGAACGUUCAGGAUGGCCUCGGGGUCAGAGUGCAAAAGUCUCGCACUCCAGAGUGGAUCUGCCUGAAAUUGUGUGUCCUCUUCUCUCUAAUUCAGUAGCCAGUCCUCCGUCUAGCAACAGAACUCUGCCAGACCUUCCACUCCAUAAAUCAGGGAAAUCCGUCAUCUUUGUAACUGGCGGCGCGCGCGGAAAAAUUGACCUUUUCGGCCCAAACCACGUGGCCGUAUAGCGCGAUCGAGUGAACACUGCACACGGCUCUGAAAGUCUCGAGUCGAAAGGCCGUUUGGAAGGAUUUGGCUAAACCUUACUCUACCGCUGCUGGUUGCUGUGGCACUAAGACAGAAAUGGCUGCGGAGAGGCCCGGGAAGCGAGCAUGUCUGGAUACCUUUCUCUUCACCUCCGAGAGCGUGGGAGAGGGACAUGCGGACAAGAUCUGUGAUCAGGUGUCAGACGCCAUAUUGGAUGCCUGUCUGGCCCAAGACCCACUCAGCAAAGUGGGGUGCGAGUGUGCGACGAAGACAGGGAUGAUAAUAAUCCUGGGAGAGAUCACCAGCACUGCUGUCGUCGACUACCAGAAGGUUGUCAGGGAAACCGUCAAGAGAAUUGGCUACGAUGACUGCAGGAAAGGGUUUGACUACAAGACGUGUAAUGUACUGACGGCAGUAGAGAAGCAGUCUGCAGAAAUAGCGCACGGAGUGCACGUUGGUCGUCGUGACGAAGACAUUGGAGCUGGCGACCAGGGACUGAUGUACGGGUAUGCCACAGACGAGACUGAGGAGAUGAUGCCUCUGACCAUCAUGUUGGCCCACAAGAUGAACCAGCUGAUGGCCAAGUAUCGCAGAGAUGGAACACUCCCGUGGAUCAGGCCUGACUCAAAGACCCAGGUGACAGUUGAGUAUCGUCUCGAGGAAGGAGCGUGUGUCCCAAUGAGGGUCCAUACUGUGGUGGUGAGUGUUCAGCACAGUGAAGACAUCUCCCUGGAGGAUAUGAGAUCCCAGAUCACCGAGAAGAUUGUCAAGGAGGUGGUACCAGCCAAGUAUCUGGACGACCAGACAGUCUAUCAUAUCCAGCCUUCUGGGUCGUUCAUUAUUGGAGGUCCUCAGAGUGACGCAGGUCUCACUGGCCGUAAGAUCAUAGUGGACACCUACGGAGGCUGGGGUGCUCAUGGGGGCGGGGCCUUCUCCGGGAAAGACUGCUCCAAGGUGGACCGAUCAGCCGCCUACGCCGCUCGCUGGAUCGCCAAGAGUCUGGUCGCUGCCGGGCUGGCACGACGCGUCCUCCUUCAGAAAAACAGUGAGAUAGGGGAAAGAUUGAAGCGAGAUAGGGGGAAAGUGUCGAUCAGUAUAAGUGUACCUGAUUUCAGUGAACACCAGAAUACAUCCAUGACCUCACUCCCUGUCCAGAUCUCGUAUGCCAUUGGAGUGGCUCGUCCCCUAUCAAUGUACAUUGACACCUAUGGUACAGGGUCAAAGUCGAAUGCUGAACUGCAUGACAUCAUUGAGAAGAACUUUGACCUCCGACCUGGAGUUAUUAUAAAGGAUUUGGGAUUGCGUAAUCCGAUAUUUGGAGCUACAGCGUGCUAUGGUCAUUUUGGGAGGGCGGAGUUUCCAUGGGAGCAACCAAAGAAGCUAGUUCUGUAGCGUUUUUGAUGAACUAUUUAUAUUGGAAGGAGUUCCUGGGAUUCCGCGGAAACUGAAGUUCAAAUUACGUAAUGAAGUUUAUCACGUGAUUACCUGUGCGCAUGCGCGUCUUUGGGGUAUAGGUAUAUGAAGCGCGCGCGGAUUUGUCCGCGGCACAUUGUUGUGUGAUCAGCAAAGACAAAGAACUGAUUUCUACUUCAAGCUCUACACCUGUCUGGAGGAAAUGGGAUCGCUAAUCAGCAGUCGGCGGAUCUACCAAACAUCAUCCAAGAACAGCGGAGGUCGAAAAUUCAGGGGACGCUCGAGAUCACCUGACGUCUACUCCAAGAGAAGCUCCAUUAACAGACCUGUUCUUAGACUCCAGGUGAAGCCAGAGACACUCACCAGACAAGGCAUACAGACAACAAACGGAGUCUCAGAGUUCAGACGGUCAACUCUCAGAAAACUUGCUCAAUCCGGAGUCCCAUAUGAAAACUUGCUGUCGGCACCAGUGAAUGGUUGUCGAGCCCACACUCCACCUCCUGUUCUACGUCACAACCUGAAUCCUCCCACCUCCCUCCCUCCCCACACCCUCCCCACUCCCUCCCUCCCCCUCCCCAACCUCCCACGGAGGUCGCACUCUCUCGAUGCCCUUGACUCCAUGAUCAUCAUACAGUAUGUGGAGAACGACAGUGACUUGGCUGAUGGUGACAGCGACAGCCACUUGGCCCGACUCUCUUAUGCCAGAAUGAAGGAAGUCAAAAGAGAAGAAGAGCAUUUCGGAAACAUUACGAUCAGAAAUGGGUCUCCUCCCAUCGUUACUCCUAGCACCAGUCUCGGAAUGAUCAACGUCUGUCAGAGAAUACAAGACCACACACCCCAGCAACACACAGACCACGCCCCCCAGCAACCAAGCCACACCCACUCGAUAGAGAGAGUUGACCACACCCUCUCCAGUGGGGCAGAGACUGAAGAAAGUGGAAGCAGAUCUGCCACACCUGAUGAUGAGGGUUUGAUGAAUGGAUGUUCCCAGUUCCGGCGCUGCCGUUCCACUGAUGCUCUGUCCCGGUUCCAUUCCAGCAAGGGCUGGAAGACAUUCCAGAGUGCGUCGUCAGAGGACGAGGACGGAGGUGGAAUGGAAUGGAGUCUGGGAGAGAGCAUCAUGAAAGCCAUGUCUCAGCACGGGCUCACUCUCUUCAACAUUGACAACCCAACUUCUGCCAGUGAGCACGAGGUUAACAAAGCCUGGCCCCAGUUGAGAGACAAGAUGAAGAUGUGGAAAUCUCAGCACAGUCUUGAUAAACUGGAGAGCUCUAGUGCCUCCGAAGACACUAUAUUCAGACCACACCCCAUCACAAUCACUGCACACUGAUUACAUCAUGAUUACAUCACUGCAUUUAUCAGCAUUUUGGAUCACAGACAUUUUCCCAUGUAUUUUUUGUCCUAUGUGUGUAUAAAUUGCCAGCACUAUCAUCAGAUGUGACAACACAGCAGUAUUACAAAAAUCCAUCUCUUUUUGUGCGCAUGCGUAGUGUAAGCGCGCGGUUUGCGCAUGCGUGAAAAUGGACAUGUGACCUAUCGACCGAUCUCUUCGACGGAGUAAGUCGCUUCUCUCUCAUCUCUCCUCAGCUAGGCAGCAGUGGUCAUGAAGCUCCUGUUGGUGCUGGCGGUGGUAGCCAUGACGAGCGCUCUCCCUCGAGUGGACGAAUGGCAGCAGUGGAAACUGCAAUACCAGAAGCAGUACUCGAGUGAGGAAGAGGAGUACCGCAGACACAGGGUCUGGAUCUCCAAUCUCAAGUUCAUCGAGGAGUUUGACUCUGAGACCGAGGGUUUCUCUGUAGCCAUGAAUGAGAUUGGAGACCUGGACCCGAGGGAGUUUGUAUCUCGAUAUAAUGGACUGACGAGGAAUCCUCCUAGCCCCAGCGGCGAACCUUGCACCCUGGGGAAGGACGUGUCCGACCUUCCGACCACAGUUGACUGGAGGACAAAGGGUUACGUAACUGGAAUCAAGAACCAGGGUUCCUGUGGUUCCUGCUGGGCCUUCUCAGCCACUGGCUCUCUGGAGGGACAGCACUUCAACGCCACCGGACAACUGGUCUCUCUCAGUGAGCAGAACCUUGUGGACUGCUCCACUGCCGAGGGUAACGAGGGAUGUAAUGGUGGUCUCCCGGACGACGCCUUCAAGUAUGUGAUAACCAACGGAGGAAUUGACACGGAGGCUAGCUACCAAUAUGUUGCCAGGGAUGAGAAAUGCCGUUUCUCAAAAUCCAGCAUUGGCUCCACAUGCAGUGGUUACAUCGACAUCAAGAGCAAAUCGGAGGAUCAACUCCAGGCUGCCUCGGCAACCGUGGGACCCAUCUCCGUGGGGAUCGACGCCUCAAACAUCGGCUUCCAGUUCUACCACGGUGGGGUGUACCACAGUGUGUUGUGUUCCCAGACGAGACUUGACCAUGGGGUACUGGUGGUGGGGUACGGAGUGUAUGAGGACAAGGACUAUUGGAUGGUCAAGAACAGGUACACCAGCUACUGUAUGUAGUGGGUUAUAUGAGGACAAGGACUAUUGGAUGGUCAAGAACAGGUACACCAGCUACUGUAUGUAGUGGGUUAUAUGAGGACAAGGACUAUUGGAUGGUCAAGAACAGGUACACCAGCUACUGUAUGUAGUGGGUUAUAUGAGGACAAGGACUAUUGGAUGGUCAAGAACAGGUACACCAGCUACUGUAUGUAGUGGGUUAUAUGAGGACAAGGACUAUUGGAUGGUCAAGAACAGGUACACCAGCUACUGUAUGUAGUGGGUUAUAUGGGGACCUGAAUCCUCUUUCAUUUUGUUCUGUGACAUCCCAAGUCUUCCAAUAUCCAAGUAUACACAUAAUUAUGACACCAACUAAGGGAUUUCACCAAAGUCUUCGAUACCUUCCCAGUAGAAAUUUGCAGUGGAUGUGACAUAAUGUACAUGAUUGAGAGCCAAACGAAUGAUGAUUACUCUUUGGCGGCACUUGAAGAUUUAUCCUAGCAAGCCAGUACGUAGUUGGUAUAUACAUACAAACCCUACUUAAACAGAUUUAACACACAUCUUCUUUGAACAC